Molecule: messenger RNA, 2310 nt
Organism: Adineta ricciae
Lineage: Eukaryota; Metazoa; Rotifera; Eurotatoria; Adinetida; Adinetidae
Source: the annotation of a GenBank genome assembly
AUGUCACGACGAUCAUCCAGCACGACCGAAGACGAUCAAAAGAACUUUUCGUUGAAGAAACGUUGGUUGGCGUCACACCACGACGAUCAACAACAAGUGAGCAAUCGGACAAGUAAUAUCUUGUCGCAAUUAGCUCCUCUUAUGCGUGAAUAUAACUUCCACGAUUGGCAAACCAUAGCAGUUCUCGUCGAAAGGAAUCCGAACGAAUACGUAUCCGGCAAAAUCCAUCAAAUCGGUCCCAAUGGCUGUUUAACCGUUCAAACAAAUGAAGUUCUCAUUGCUAUAAACGUCUACGAUAAUGUUUUCGGAAUUCUAUCAGAUAAUGCACCGUCAAUACAAGAUUUAACUGAGGGAAAACAUGUCCUAUGUAAAACGCUGUCGAAUGCAUUCGUAUACCAAAUGGCAGUUAUUACAGAGAAGACGAGAGAAGGAAAAUUUCAAAUUCAGCUUCAAGAACAGAAUGAAAGCUUAUGUGUACCGAGACAAUCGAUUCGAUUAUUUUUACCACCGUGGCACGAUGAAUUUCCAAUCGACUGGAGUACACUGCUGCAGCAAGUACGAGUAUUUCCGACACAAAACGAUUCAUCCGUGGAAGAAAGUUCUCGAUCAAGUAAUCCUUCGGCGGAGAAAUCGUAUCGCAAAGGUGAUAUUGUCGUAACGGAGACUCAUGUACGAAAGCGAUUCAAUGGGAAACAAUGGCGACGACUAUGUUCGUUCAAAAAUUGCUCGAAAGAAUCGCAACGAUUUAAUUUCUGUUCGAGACAUUUAUCUCUGAAAGAAAAACAACACAACUCCACUCUUCCUUCUUCAUCAUCAUCAUCAUCGACAGUACCGACUACUUCAUCUGAACCGACAUCGAAAGAAAAGUCUCCUCGACGGCCGAUCAAUGCUUUCAUGCUAUUUUCUCAAGAGGAACGAAGCAAAAUUCACCUCGAAUAUCCUCACCAUGACAAUCGAAACGUUUCGAAAAUGCUCGGAGAAAGAUGGUAUUCAUUGUCACCCGAUCAACAGCAACAGUAUAAAACCCGAGCGAAAGAAAUCAAUGAACAAAACAAUGAACAAUUACGACGAUCAGCACGGUUACAAUCGACGAAUAACAAAUCAAUAUCUCCUUCGUCCGAUCCACUCCAAGCAUUUGCACAAAUUUGUACAAACAUGCCCAAACUGACCGAAUGUUUUUCACCGAUCAACAAGCCGUCGAGUGAAACAACAUCAGUCAUCACGAAUCUGAUUACACCCGUUCCUAUUCAUAUCAAUCUAACAUGCAAUACUUCGGAUCAAUUGCCAACCAAUGCUUCACAUUAUGAAACGGAAAUUAGCAAUAACAUUCUAUCGGAUUCAGAUAAAGCAUCGCAUGGAAUUGAUUCUUAUCCUUGUUCAACUGAACAUUCACUCUCGAAUUCACCGUCACAAGUGUCCGACACAGAAGCUUGCCGAACGAUAUUUUCAUUAUUGAUCAAUCAACGCAAGGCAAAUCUAGAUCUCGAACAACAAUUAAAGUCUUUACAAUCAUCAACGAAAUCGACUUCUGCGGACGACCACCCAACACAUCCAUACACAUUAUCAUGUUCAUCGUCGUCAACGGGCUAUUCAAGUGGUUCAUCUAUCGAUGGUUGUAGUACAAUUCUAUCAGCAUUUAGUUCCCGAUCGAAUAGUUCACUAUCAGAACGAAGUAAAACAUCGCCCACAUCAUUUAAGCCUAUGCCAUCAAUGAAAUAUCUAAUACCAACCGAUGACGACUUGACAUAUAAACCUUUGCAUCAACAAGAACAAACUAUCGCAGAUAAACCAAUAAAUAAACGACGGAAAACAAUCACAUCCGAGGAUAAUCAAGGUCCAAGGACUCGAUCUCACAGUAUUAGUGAUCGGACUGGAAUACCUGAUGUAUCUUCAAUGGUCACACGUAAACGAAAAGCAUCGAUUAUCAACGAACAAAAUCAAACUGAUAUCAAACAACCAACGAUUGACUACAUUAGAAAACUAGAAGGUAAUCGAGAAGGUCUUGUGAAUGAAAUGAUAAAACUCAAAGUGAGAUUUGUAGAGAUGAAAGAUCAGUAUAUAAAGUCAAGUUCAACUCGCCAUACAAGCAAUGAAUCUGCGAAUCGAGUCCAACUAGCAUCACGAUUGAAAGUUAUCGAGUUUCUCAAGCAACAGUUGUAUCCAUCAGACACCUCGACAACAGCAUUUCAACUGGCAAACGAAGAGUUGUUUCCAAACAAACGCCUUCUGGUUCAACGUAUUCGUGAGAUUCGUCAAAAAUUAAUGAGUUACUCAAACCAAGAACGAGUUUCAACAACUUCUUCAUCUUAA